Coturnix japonica (Japanese quail) is the source of this 1654-nucleotide messenger RNA. RefSeq names its product cyclin A1 (gene CCNA1). Gene Ontology annotation, biological process: mitotic cell cycle phase transition. Lineage: Eukaryota; Metazoa; Chordata; Aves; Galliformes; Phasianidae. Gene Ontology annotation, molecular function: cyclin-dependent protein serine/threonine kinase regulator activity. The record is from RefSeq and is a predicted model, not a curated record.
ACCGCUUGGGUUACCAGGGCGGCGGCACGGGUGGUUGCGGCCCCGGCCUCCAACUGGCCGCGGCCAACAGCCGCCGCCGCGCCCAUAGGCCGCCGCCUAUAUAGGGAGCGGCGGGUGGCAGCAGCGAGCGGCUCUGCGUUGGGAGGGGGUAGCGUAGCUGAAUCCAUCGCCACGUCCGAGGCAGGUGCGGGGCUCCGUAGGCAGGUGCCGAAGUCGCGGUGAUGCGCCGCACGGGGGAGAUGAGCCAAGCGGGGCGGAGGGAGCCUCUCCCCGCUGCGCCCCGAGGCGGGCGGACCGUGCUGGGGGUACUGGUGGAGAACGGGCAGCAGCGGCCCAGCGCCCAGAAUACUGCUAUUACCAGACACUUAUCUGGCUCUGAGAAUGCCUUCCCUCCAGCUGGAAAAGAUGAAAUAUCCAACUGUGUGGUCAGUACUACAUCAAAACAGGACUUUGCUAUUUACACUGAUGAACCAGAAGAGAAAGAAAACUUCAGCUGCCAAGAGGAUGAAGAACUGGAGUCAAGCCUGUGUGAACUGGAUACUAGUGCAAUGACAUCCAGCAUUCACCUACUGUUGGAUCUGAGUACAGCAUCUCCCAUGCUUGUGGACACAUCCUUCCGGUCCCGGCCUGAGGAUCAGAUGGGAGAUCCUAUAACUCUAAUGACUGUGGGAGAGUAUGCAGAAGACAUUCAUCAGUACCUCAGAGAAGCUGAAGUGAAAUACAGGCCCAAGCCCUACUACAUGAGGAAGCAACCAGAUAUCACAACAGAAAUGCGUGCCAUCUUAGUAGACUGGCUGGUGGAAGUAGGGGAAGAAUAUAAACUUCGAACAGAGACACUGUACUUGGCAGUGAACUACCUGGACAGGUUUCUCUCUUGUAUGUCUGUUCUCAGAGGGAAGCUGCAGCUUGUAGGAACAGCGGCAAUUCUUCUGGCAGCGAAAUAUGAAGAAAUCUACCCUCCAGAAGUGGAUGAAUUUGUGUAUAUAACAGAUGAUACAUAUACAAAGAGGCAGCUGCUAAGAAUGGAACACCUGCUUCUCAAGGUUUUGGCUUUUGAUCUCACAGUGCCAACCAUCAACCAGUUCCUACUUCAGUAUAUUCACAAGCAUGGAGUCUGUUUCAGGACAGAGAAUUUUGCAAGGUAUCUUGCAGAGCUGAGUCUCCUUGAAGCCGAUCCUUUUCUGAAGUACCUUCCUUCACAAACUGCUGCAGCAGCCUACUGUCUAGCAAACUAUACAGUGAACAAAUCAUUCUGGCCAGAAACACUUGCUUCAUUCACUGGAUAUUCAUUAAGUGAGAUUGUGCCUUGCCUGACUGACCUGCAUAAGACAUGCCUUGAUGCUCCGCAUUGCCAACUGCAAGCAAUUAAGGAGAAAUAUAAACAUCCUAAGUACCUGCAGGUAUCUCUUCUGGAGCCCCCAGCAGUUCUUCCUCUACGCUAGAGAUGGUGGAUCCUGGACUUAGGUUUAUUUUGUCUCAAUGAACAAAGCUGGUCUAACAUCUCAUAGAGCACUGCUGGUCAUGCGUCUGUGAUCAGAAGUAUUUUUAGCUAGUAUUUUUUAAUUAGAUGUCUUUUUAAAAAAGUAUAUUAGAACAUAGCUCUUAAUAUAAUUGACAGCACUUUUAAUAAAUGUCUUAUUACACUUCCUCUGAA